Aplysia californica (California sea hare) is the source of this 6826-nucleotide messenger RNA. Its product is annotated as hydroxymethylglutaryl-CoA synthase 1. Lineage: Eukaryota; Metazoa; Mollusca; Gastropoda; Aplysiida; Aplysiidae. Gene Ontology annotation, molecular function: hydroxymethylglutaryl-CoA synthase activity. Bases 151 to 1644 code for a protein of 497 amino acids. The record is from RefSeq and is a predicted model, not a curated record. Gene Ontology annotation, biological process: acetyl-CoA metabolic process. The transcript has 9 exons.
UUAUUUCUGCUUUUCUCUGACUCAGUGUAGUGGGAUUGGAAUCAUCACACGCGUCUCUUUGGACAACGUAUAAAAACAAAUUGUGUUGGCCAACUACUUUGGUGACUGGUACACUUUUUUAGUCUUUUGCUGUAAAAUUCAAGAACGUUCAUGAUGCCAAGUUCCUCAAGCGUCAGUCAUCAAGGAUGGCCACAAGAUGUCGGCAUCGUUGCCCUGGAAAUUUACUUCCCCUCCCAGUAUGUGGACCAGACACAGCUUGAGGCAUUUGACGGCGUCUCAGCUGGGAAGUACACCAUAGGUCUUGGCCAGGGCAAGAUGGGAUUUUGCUCUGACAGAGAAGAUAUCAACACUCUCUGCUUGACAGUGGUGCAGAGGCUCAUGCAGAGAAAUAAAAUUGGCUACAAUGAAAUUGGCCGCCUGGAGGUUGGUACCGAGACCAUCAUUGACAAAUCGAAGAGCACAAAGACCGUGGUCAUGCAGUUGUUUGAGGAGAGUGGUAAUACAGACCUUGAGGGUGUGGACACCACUAACGCCUGCUAUGGAGGCACCGCUGCAUUGUUCAAUGCUGCCAACUGGAUUGAGUCUAGUGCUUGGGAUGGUCGCUAUGCACUGGUGGUGGCUGGAGACAUUGCCGUGUAUGCCACAGGAAAUGCCCGUUGCACAGGAGGGGCUGGAGCAGUGGCCAUGUUGGUGGGGCCGAACGCUCCCCUGGUGUUGGACAGAGGAGUGCGCAGCUCUCACAUGCAGCACGUGUACGACUUCUACAAGCCCGACAUGAGCUCCGAGUACCCCACAGUGGAUGGCAAGCUCAGUAUCCAGUGUUACCUUCAUGCCUUAGACAUGUGCUACCAGCGCUACACAACCAAAGCCGUUGCUGCAGGGAUCCGACCUGGCAACAGCACUAUCGACAUUGGAGAUGGCUUCUUGUUCCACUCCCCUUACUGCAAGCUGGUACAGAAGUCAUUUGCCCGCCUUUUGCUCAACGAUUUCCUCAGAGAUCCGAAUCCAGAUUUCCAAGGCCGAUACAAUGGGCUAGAGGCUUUCAGAGAGAUCAAACUGGAGGACACAUAUUUUGACCGGUCAGUAGAGGGAGCAGUGGUGACCGCAAGCAAGUCACUUUUUGAGGGCAAGACGAAACCAUCACUGUUGGUAGCCAACCAGGUGGGCAACAUGUACACACCCUCCCUCUACGGUGGACUUGCCAGCUUCAUCGCCAGUCACACCCUGGACUCCAUCGCUGGCAAGCGUGUCGUGCUAUUCUCCUACGGCUCUGGCCUGGCGUCCACCAUGUUCUCCAUGCAGUUCUCUGACAACAAAGCCCCGUCAGGAGCCCUGGACAAGCUGGUGUCCAGCCUGGCUGACCUCAAGCAGCGACUGGACAGUCGGCAGUGCGUUCCCCCACAAGACUUUGACAGCAACAUGAAGCUCAGGGAACAGACUCACCAUCUUGCUCCAUACACACCAGUGGGAUCUCUCUCAGUCCUGUUCCCUGGCACAUGGUACCUCUCUGAGGUGGAUAGCAUGCAUCGGCGGAAGUACGAGAGAACAUCUGCCAACUCAGGAGAUGGAGAUGUACAAAUGGCAGAGGUGAAGCAAUCGUCCAACGUGUCGGCCAGUUCUCAGAGUGCGUCAGCCAGAAGCUAACCUGGACGCUUCUUAGGUCAUUGCCUUUUUACAUAUAUUAUUGUGACAGAACUUUGCAGAAAUGAGGCUUCAGUCGUUGAAAAUGAAACAGAAAUUAAAAUAAAUUGGUGUGUUACAAUAGUGAUAUUGUAUUUUGUAUCGGCACGUUUGGGGUUAGGGAUGUCAAUAACUUGUGUCGAAAAACGUGAGCAGAUGGAAACGUAUGUCUUAAUUUGUCCUUUCUUUUAAACUUUAAGAGAUUUUACAGUGUUAUCUCAGCGUCUUUAGCCUUGUUUCAGCUUGACGUAUGACAAAUAUAUGCGACAUAGCAGUAACAGUGCUUUUCAGCAGUGGAAAAUUAAUUUGCACAAAUAUUGCUCAUUGUUUUAGGAUAUUCUUUUUAUUUGUGUAAAAAAAAAGCAAAAAAAAACAACAACCUUUAUAGCAGAAUGUGGGAGAAAAUGGGUCAUGUAGAAAAUGAGUGAUUUAUUGAGUUCACACAGUUCACUGGCAGAGUGGCUGUUGUACAUGUGUAUGUGUGUGUUUGUAAGAGAAGUGGUGUUACAUUGAGUUGUGAUGCUUGACAUGUGAGAUUUUGAAACUCUCUUAUAUAAUAUAUAAAUUCAGUUGAGUACUCUCAGAAAUUGACAGACAUCUGGGGUGUACAUGUUAUGUUCUUUACCAUGCUUGCAAGCAAUGUACUAAUGUUUUCCUGCAUGGUGAAGGUAUUCUAUUGAGUAGCUCCGUCUUUCCACUCGGAUGUAGUAUCCCAUGAAGCUUGGGUUGGCCUCCGCAGGGAGUGUCAAAGGAGCCCAUUUCAUUCAUCAGUCUUCUUAAUUGUGUCUGUGGGGGUGUAAAUUAUUUACAAUCUAUCUCAGAAGUUUGUAGUGUUGAAAGACAACAGAAGAACUUUAAAUCAAAGUGAAAAAGAACUGAGGAAGGGAUGUGUUUGGCGCUUUUUUGGGGUUAGUUUUCAUGUAGUUGGAAUGUGAAGACAAGCCUAAAAGCUUGUUAAGAGGGUUUUUUUUAAGCUCGGUUUCAUACCAUCAAAGUUCCAGCAAAAGAAAUGGUUUCCACCGUUGUAAACGACUCAAAGGACUGAAAUAAGGGGGUUUGGGAUGGGGUGGGGGGGUGUCAUGCAUAAAACGGCAUUCGUCAGCUGAUAUUAUUUAUGUUCAUAAUAUUCUGCUUAUUGAAGGCUCCCAUUUUUCAGUUUGACUGUCAGUGUGGGGAGAUACAUACUAUUCCUUAAAAAAUUGUCGUCAUUAAUAGCACGGUUUCCUAUUUGGUGAUGGACAUCAUCAGCACCAUGUAUCUCCACCCCGUACAUUGUUACUGAAUUGUGAACCUAAGUGCAUGUAGUAUUGAAGUCUGGAAAGUGUAAGUAUUGAAAGUGAAAUGUCUGAGAAGUUUUGACUAUUACUGUUGCUUGUUUGAUGGGGAGUCACUCUAUGGAUCUUUUCAGAAUUAAUCAAAUCUGAUAAAUCUGAAAUCGUCCUUAUCCCUCCUCCUUCUCUUUUGUGUUUGUUACUCGCUAACACGUCUAAUCUUUGGCACUGAUAUGACCUGAUUGUGUUGCAAGUGCCGUAAAACGCUUACUAUAUCAAACAAACAUUUUGUGUUGUAGGCUGUUCAGCAAAAUGUGGAGAUCUUGUCAAGUUUGAGCAGAGCCCAUUUAUGUAAAGAGGUUGGCUCUUGAUUUUGCAGUAUUCAGAAUUGUACAUGAGGGAAGAGUGAGAAGAGUGAAUGAACUGUAUUACUGACUUUAUUCUGUGCUGUGUUCUUGUUUUUAGGGGUAUUGAAAUGUCUCCCAACCUUAAAAGUUCGAAUGAUUGUUGUCUGUUGUUGUGCUCUUUUAAGGUCAUCUUGGUUUGUUUUGUUUUUAUUUCUUUUACCCGUUCUCAUGGGCUUUUCCCAGUCGUAAAGUUUUAGGUUUGCAAUCAAAGUUCAUAAUAUUUGCAGCUAUGUUUCAAUUUAUUUGUAUGUUGUCAUUCUUAUCUGUCAUACAACAACAACGCUCAUUUUUAAUUUCUCACAUCCUUUUUUUUGUUACGUCUACUCGGCUGCAUUCCUGGUACUUGUUUUGCUUUUUUAAAAGUCUUUUAAGCUUUAAUGAAAUCCUUUUCGUAAUGACAUGUUUUGUGUUACUUACGAUGACUAUGUUGAUCUCUCAGGUAAAGCUUUCAUUUUCUUAAUUACUAGUUCCUGUUGACUUUAUUCUUUUUGUAAUCUUUUUUCUUUUACCAUAGAAGCUUACUUUGUUCUAUUUGUUAAAAAUCAAUCAGUCGAAGGGUGCAAACAGUGUAAAAUGAUUUUAUAGUUAAGUUGGCCUCGCCUUUUUUUUCUUAUAUAAUGUUAGUAUUUUGUGCUGUAUAUAAAUAAUUAUAUUUACGGGAGGGCUGGGGGAGAUAGUCAGGCAAUCAUGUUUUAUUGCUUAGGGCAGCAAAUGGUCGAAUACUCUCUCAGCUUUCAGUCUCUUGGUGCGUGUGUGUGUAUGAGAAGUCCCAAAUGAAUUUUUUAUGUAUGAUGGUUUUCAUGUAGUCAAUUUUGCGUUCAGUGUCUGUGUACCCUGAUUGUUUUUUUUGUUUUUUCAGUGUUGUAUUUUUGUUGGUUUUUCCCUCCUAGAAGUGCUCUGUGCCAUGCUCUGAAGAGAAAAGUCAGUAUCUUUACAAAUUCAUUACAUUUUUAUGUAUCUUUAGUUUACAUGUGGCUUAUUUUUGUAGAUAUUGUCUUCAAUAAAGUCCACAGUAAAGUGAUCAAACGACAAAUACAAACUGCAUGUGUUUUUUGAAGAGUUGUAGUUGUUUUGUUUUUUUUUGUAACUGUUGUGCUUUAUUGCUUGGAGAUUACUCUCAAUUUAAUGUUAUUAACGAUUCGACACAGAUGAAAGAACACACAGAUUUACAUUCAUGUGUACAUAUGUAUUUUAUAGUUGUGUGUAAGCACACAGGAAGAUACACAUGCCAUAGCUAUUUUCUAUGAAGUUCACUUCUUCUAAACUCGUACUCUUGAGGAACGGAAAAAUCUUUGCGGAUUAAGAAAAUUCAUAAAAAUGGACUUAUCUGUGGCACCGUCCAUAGUGAUCAAAGCUAUCAUACUUGUAUGCACUGUGAGGUUGACGUUGAACACCUCACAUUUACAACAAAAAAUAAGUUUUGUAAAUUGGGGAGAGAGGAGGGUUAUGUGUACUCUUGUGAUAUUUCAUGUUAGUUGCUUUUUUUCUCUCUUCUUUUUAUACAGAUUUAAACGGGUGGGGUUUUUUUUCCCUCCUGUAUUUAACACUCUUAAAUGCGUUUUGUAUCAAUCCUUUUGGUCUGAAUGGGAUGAAAAUUCUGUUUUUGCCUCUCCCCCGCCCCCUCUCUCUCUCUGGCUGGGCCAACAUAUAGUCUUCAAUAGGAAUUGAAUUGAGAAUCAAAAACUUAGUAAUACCAUAUUAGGUUAUACAUUUGCUGUAAACUGACAGAAAAGAAUAGCCACCAUCAAGGUUACGGUUGGCCAAAUUGUUGGGAGUUUUUUUUUUAACUUAACAAUAUACAUAAUAUAAUAGUUUUCACUGAUAUGCUGUAUAUUUUUAUGAAACUUAAAGCAUCCUUGAAAUUUGUAGGCAGUAGAUGCAUGUGUAGUAAAAAAUUUUGUGUCCUCUGGAUCUUUGUGUGUAGGUUUAUGUGUAUGUACAGUCCACCAUGCCAAUCAUUACUUUUACUUUUAGCGUACAAUCAAAUCGCCUCGUGACAUGCUUGCUGUGCCCCAGACUCAUCAUUAUCUCGUUGGACCAGAUUCUCAUUGCCAUAGAGCGACACCUGUGAAUGUUAUUUCUUUACAUUGUUGUAUUGUGGUUUUUUGUUGUUGUUUUGUUCACUGGUUUUUCUUUGUUAUGAGCACUAGUCUUAUGGUGAGGAAGGAGGUACCGGUUGAAACUACACGCUGGUUUAGUGGUACGUCAUGACAGUGUAUCUUGAUAUAAAUAUAUACAGAUUCUACAAACAUUUUGUGUUUCUUUUGUCAUAUCAUGUGUGAAGAACAGAAAUACUUUAUUUUAUUUUUUUUUGCAAGUGAAAAUGAAUUGGCUGCAUUUGUAGUUAUAUAAAACUGUAUACUUGUCAGCAGUAACUGUUUAUCUCGGUAUGUACUUGCUCUGUGUUUUAUGUCAGUCAUGACUACGUCAACAAAUAUGUACAGUUUAACCUGAUGUGGCUACCCACCUUCUAUUGCAGUGGUUACGUUAUGGGGAGGGGGGGGACAAACAGUCGUUUUUUCUACGUAAUUGGCCCACAUGAUAGCUUUGGCCUCACUUUUAGUAUAUGGCUUCUUCCUGAAUACAAUUUUUAAAAAGACUUAAAGUAAUAACUUUGCUUUUGAAUGCUUCUUGACCCCAUAAUAAGGGAAAUAAUAUUAAUAUCCUUGUCGAAGGCACUUCAGCCAAACAUUUUUAGAAAGAAAAAGUGCACACAAAUUUGACAAUUGGCGUUGUCAGAUUUGCAGGGUUUUUUGGGUUUUUUUUAGUUCAGAGGGAUUUUUAGUUUCUCAUAAAAAUAUGAACCACAUGUAUACUGCUCACUUUACACAAGUUUUUCUGUGCAUGUUUUAUAUGAGAGGAGACUCUGGUGCUUUGUGGCUGUAUCUGAAUGCAUCUGUGUCAUUGAUGGCUAUGUGUCUCGGUAUACUAAAGACAUGAAUGUGUAUUUCUUCUGCUCAGUGUAAAACUCCCGUCAUACACCACUUUUCAAAAUUAUAUGACCUUAUUGUGUUGUAAUUGUAAGUGCUGUAAAACUUUUACUAAAACUAAAUUUUUCAAAAUGGCACAUACAUACAUAUUAUAUGUCGGAGUCUUACACCAAGCAGAUGGUUUAUUAAAAGUACAGUGUAAAUCUUUGCAUUGAUGUGAACCUGAGUGAGCACGGAUCUGGAGGUGGUGGCGAUGUACUGACUGUGAUGUCGACGUGUGAUACACUGCAGUACUUAGAUUGUACGGAUGUGUGUGUGUCGGUCGAUGGAUCAGACUGGGAUGCCGGGCAAGUCUGGGAGGUUUUGUGGAUGCUGGAUAUUAUUUGCCUGUGUUCUGUUGUGACUUUCUUUUGAGCCACAUCAGGUCAGCGCUAGACUCGAAGGUCGUGGAUGAUGUCAUCACAAAAACUUUCAGUGUUGUCGGGCAUUUGAAUCUGAGCGUUUGUGCCAAUAAAUAUUCAUAAUAUUCUUACCUCAA